AACAUAGCCAAUUUGACCUUAAUUUCUUCACUGUCUUCAACAACAAGCCACUAACCGCCAUUAUUGAACCAUGACGUCCCACUUUGAAUCUAGUUACGCAACUCCCUCUCAAUCAUUCCUCUAAAAUGGCCAUUUCAAAAUUUCCAUUGAAAACUGCUUCACGAAAUCAUCAGCCAAUGCUAACCUUCCAAACAACCAUUGCUUGACGGCGAUUUCUCCGCACCAAAACCAGCACAGUUUUGUAAUUAUUUCCCUCCCCCUGCCUAUAAAUUUGGUUGCUUUCCCUUCACACCCUCUUGCCUCUAAACCUUCAAAACAUUUCUCUCUCUGUUUCCUCUCUAGAUGGCCAUGGCCUUAAAAUGGCUGCUUCAUUCUGCAUGUUAUCUUCUGAAUGAGGUCCAUGCUUGUGCUAAUGGAGGUGUCAAGACAUCAGAUGAAGAGAGAAUUCCAAAAGGGAAAAAGGGUUGUGAAGAAAUAUGCAAUUCUGCUUCUGGGUUUCAAAUGCCUCUUCAUUACCCUCGCUAUAACAAGGCAGAUUACCAGAAGAUGGAGGAAUGGGAAGUGGAUCUGCUUCUCAACCAGUACGGGAUGGGCUUUGAAGGCAGUUUGGAGGAGAAGAGGGCCUUCGCCAUGGGCGCAUUCCUAUGGCCUGAUCAGUUCUAAAUUAUACACCAAUUUUCUCUCUCUGUCUCGCUCUCCAGAGGAACUCAAAAAUAAAGAUUCUACUGUGUUCUGGGAGUUGUAAUGGAAAAAACUAAUGGUGUUUUUGUGCUUGUGCCUACUAAAACAUAAGUUCAUAUGCUAUGGCCAGAAGAAUUUCAUGUCUUCUCUCUGUGCUUUUUGUCUAAUAGAAUAUAAUCUCCUUUUCAUUC
Molecule: messenger RNA, 872 nt
Organism: Momordica charantia (bitter melon)
Lineage: Eukaryota; Viridiplantae; Streptophyta; Magnoliopsida; Cucurbitales; Cucurbitaceae
Source: RefSeq, a predicted model, not a curated record